AUGUUUCCCAUCGUGGUGUUGACGAUCAACUGGAUCCGCAGGAAUCGAAGGGCUCUCAUUGUACUGGCCACCAGUGUGCUAGUCAUGCUUCACCUAGCUAUGGGGAGAAUGAGACAAUAUGAAACGGAUUCCAACCCGGCAAUCUACGCAAAUGUUGAUUCUAACCAUGUCAAGACCCAGAACGCGUUCAUGAGCCCAGGUCUGGCCGCUGGUUGGAGCCUUGACCGAGAACCAGUUCCAUCAAAAUCUAUCGAGAUUCCUACUCGCCCUGUACUGGAGUCUAUGGGCUCUGUAUACACGGGGCCAACUCGAUUCGACCCCGCUCAGCCAAUAUCUGGAGAUGCGAAGACGACCCCGUUGAACUUCACCCCGCCAUUUCGCACAAAGGGACGCCAUAUCAUCGAUGCGACUGGAACUCCCAUCAGACUUGCCAGUAUCAACUGGUAUGGAGCAAGCGAUAUCGACUUUGUUCCGGGUGGGUUGGACGUUCGACACAGAGAUGAAAUCGCGCAAUUGAUCCGCCGAUUAGGGUUCAACAGUGUGCGGCUUCCCUACGCCGACGAAAUGGUGAGAGCAAAUCCGGUGGUGAACGACAGGGUGAUAUCGAAGAACCUAGAUCUGUAUGAUGGUCAACGAGUAGUUCCAGUCCGAGCCUUGGAUGUAUUCCACGCCGUGGUGGACAGUCUCACUGCGGCUGGUCUCUUGGUUAUCGUCAACAACCACAUCACACAAGCAACAUGGUGCUGUGGUGCGAACCUUUGCGACGCCGGGUGGUCCAACGACUGGCUCUUUGGUAAACUCCUCUGUCGUAUCUCGCAGAGUGAAGACGAGUGGAUUGAGAAUUGGGAGACGGUAAUGCGGCCGUUGGUAUCGAAUCCGUUGGUCUUGGGGGCAGACCUUCGCAACGAGGUGCGUGGGCUUUGGGGAACAAUGCACUGGGAAGACUGGGUCAAGGCAGCUGAGCGAGCUAGUGAACGGCUCUUAGCAUGGAACCCUGAGUGGCUGAUGAUCGUCGAGGGAAUCUCCUCGGCGAAUGACCUGACCGGGGUACGGAGAAGACCCGUGCAGCUCAGCGUACCGGACCGGGUGGUCUACUCCGCACAUGUGUAUCAAUGGUCAGGCUGGGGCCAGUUAUAUCCUUAUUCGCGCAGGACAUAUGAGGAAUUUGCGGCGGCGAUGCGAGAGAACUGGGGGUACUUGAUCGAGGAGGAUGUAGCGCCAGUGUGGGUGGGGGAGGUGGGCACACCCGACGAACCCACGGACGGUGAUGUGAACUAUUGGAGACAUUUAGUAGAAUAUUUGGAAGAGGUAGGAGCGAGUUGGGGGUAUUGGGCAUUGAAUGCGCGCAAGGCCACGGGGGAGAAGGAGAGUUAUGGUUUGGUGGAUGAGCAAUGGGACUGGCCCUCGGUUCGCUGGGUCCAUCCCGCGUGGGCGUUGGUUAGGAGCAGAUACGGAGUAUCCUAG
Molecule: messenger RNA, 1464 nt
Organism: Penicillium manginii
Lineage: Eukaryota; Fungi; Ascomycota; Eurotiomycetes; Eurotiales; Aspergillaceae
Product: cellulase family protein
Exons: 1
Coding region: 1-1464 (487 amino acids)
Molecular function (GO): hydrolase activity, hydrolyzing O-glycosyl compounds
Source: RefSeq, a predicted model, not a curated record